UGCAGAUUUUCCAGCAAUGCACUGGAAUCAAUGCCAUUAUGUUCUAUGCUCCUCUUCUUUUCAGCACUUUAGGCUUUGGCAGUGACGCGUCUCUCUACUCUGCAGUGCUCACCGGUGCAGUCAACGUCCCCUCCACUCUAGUCUCUAUCUACUUCGUUGAUAAAGUCGUCGUCGUGCUCUUCUCCUUGAAGCUGGAAUCCAAAUGUUCUUUUCUCAACUCGUGAUCGCAAUUGUCCUCGGCGUCAAAGUCACAGACCACUCUAACAAUCUUUCCAAAGGGUUUGCGGUUCUGGUUGUGGUGAUGAUCUGCACCUAUGUAGCUGCUUUCGCUUGGUCUUGGGGACCGCUCGGUUGGCUAAUCCCUAGUGAGAUUUUCCCUCUUGAGACACGUUCCACGGGACAGAGUGUGACAGUCUGCGUCAACUUGCUCUUUACUUUCAUUAUAGCGCAGGCUUUCCUCUUGAUGCUGUGUCAUUUCAAGUUUGGGAUAUUCAUCUUCUUUUCUUCGUGGGUCUUUGUCAUGACUCUGUUUGUUAUGUUCCUCCUUCCUGAAACCAAGAACGUACCUAUCGAGGAGAUGAGGGAGAGAGUGUGGAAGAAGCACUGGUUUUGGGCUAGGUUCAUGGAUGAUCAAGAUAACCGGCAAGAAGAGUAA
Messenger RNA from Eruca vesicaria subsp. sativa (arugula), 655 nucleotides. Lineage: Eukaryota; Viridiplantae; Streptophyta; Magnoliopsida; Brassicales; Brassicaceae. The record is from the annotation of a GenBank genome assembly.